Messenger RNA from Coccidioides posadasii C735 delta SOWgp, 1953 nucleotides. RefSeq lists its product as uncharacterized. NCBI's taxonomy places the organism in Eukaryota, Fungi, Ascomycota, Eurotiomycetes, Onygenales, Onygenaceae. The record is from RefSeq and is a predicted model, not a curated record.
GGGCUUCCCAUCACCAACCACCCAAAAUGCUUCCUCCAUUCGAUUACUUCCAGCAUCGCCGGGCCCGGGACUGGAAACAGAGACAGCGUGCACAGCGCUUUGCCAGCCUCCCCGCCGCCUACCAUUCCGCAUUUACGGCAUUCGACAGAUCGAUCAUCGACGAACCGAUCGAAGAUCUUGUUGAAGGUGUACAGAAAGGAGCCGUGUCGGCACGGGCUGUCCUGCAGACAUACGGCAAAGUAGCCAUCAAAGCUCAAGAACGGACAAACUGUGUAACAGAACUUCUCCUUCCCGAGGCCGAGAAAUGGGCAGACCAAGAGGUUAAUCUGAAGGGCCCCUUGGCAGGAAUUCCUGUCUCGUUGAAGGACUCCAUCCAUGUGAAGGGGUUCGAUACUUCGGUUGGAUAUACGAAGAAUACAGGCCAACCACUGGCCGAGGACGGAGGCUUGGUUAAGCUGCUUAAAGAUGCCGGCGCCAUUCCAUAUGCAAAGACCGCUCUCCCGAUAACUUUGUUGUCCUUUGAGUCUACAAACCCUCUCUGGGGGGUGUGCCGUAACCCCCAUGUGCCGGAGUACUCUCCUGGAGGCUCGAGCGGUGGUGAGGGCGCUAUCAUUGCCAUGGGCGGUCGCAUCGGCGUGGGCUCUGACGUUGCCGGUUCUGUUCGCGUACCGGCCGCGUGGAGCGGAGUCUACUCCCUUCGAUGCAGCACUGGCCGCUGGCCCAAGGCUGGCGUGAACACUAGCAUGGCGGGCCAGGAAGGUGUACCAAGCGUUUUCAGUCCAAUGGCACGAACAUUGAAUGAUUUGGCCUAUUUUACACGCUCCGUCAUUCAUAUGAAACCAUGGAAGUACGAUAACACUGUACAUCCGAUUAGCUGGAGAGACGAGGAGGAGGACGAUGCUCGGACCAAAAAAUUAAGGAUUGGUGUGAUGAAGUCUGACGGAGUCGUCCCACCUACGCCUGCUAUUGCUCGUGCAAUUGACACCACUCGCGCCGCCCUUGCUGCUGCCGGCCACACACUCGUCGACAUCACACCGCCGGCAACAGCUACUCCACUAAUCGGACUCAACCUCGCCUCUCUCCUUCUCAACUCCGAUGGUUGCCAGACAUUCAACUCCCACAUGCGCACCGGCGAAACCUCCGAUCCCGGUGCUGACAAGCUUACCAAAUAUGCCAACAUGUUCCGACCGUUCCGCUACCUCUACUACCUCUAUGUCCGCUACAUCAAGCGCGACAAGGUCUGGGCCUAUCUCCUCAAAGACUUUGGUCUCAAGACAUCUACCGAGCUCUGGAAGCUCGUUGCACAACGUGAAGCCUUCCGCGCAACCUGGCACAACUGGUGGAACGCCAAAGAGCAAAGCUACGACUUCAUCCUCUGCCCCGUCAACGCCACUCCCGCCCUUCCCCACGGUGCUAUGCGUGACGGUUUCAGCUCUUGCGGCUACACCUUCUUAUGGAACAUGCUCGAUUACUCUGCCGGUGUUAUUCCGGUUGGUCACGUCGAUAAAGUCAAGGAUGCUCUCGUUACAUCUGACGGCAAGCCAGCUAAGAAGAAUUCGUAUAAGCGUGUGCUUAAAGAUCUUGGUGCUGACAGCACCGUGUCGAGAGGAGCUUGGAAAUAUUAUGAUUCCAAUGCUAUGCAUGGACUGCCUACCGCUGUGCAGAUCGUAGGAAGAAGAUGGAACGAAGAGAGAGUCAUAGGAUACAUGGAAGCGGUGGAGAAAGCGUUGGAAGACUACAAGGGUCCCACUGGCGAGGGAGGAAAGUAUAAACUGCUUGAGGUUUGACGUCAUUUGUAUAUCCGUGUAAGAGACGGCGGAUAUGCGCUUUGAUUGAGCGCAUCCUUGUCCGCCUGGAUCUAUAUCUGUUAUUUGUCUAUAUCCCGUUGAGCGCGAUCAACUGAGUUUAUCAAUCAAGUAUUUAGUAUAUACUUUUUAAGGUGGUCUAGCCAAA